UCAUUUUUACUCACUACAGUUUUUAAUACCCAUGUCGUUUGCAUUGAGAGUUUAGAAUCUGCAACAUAGUGAAGUAAGGGAAGAGCAGAGGUUACCGAUCAUUCUUAGCAGCAACGUAAUCCAGAGUCUGCAAUUUAAAGGAUAUUUUUCAUAAAAAAUCAAAAUGGCCAAUCCACUGUUCAUGGCGGCUCCUGUCUGCCUCAUUGAGAAUACCCACAGCGGAGAAUUACUUAUAAACCCAGAGGCCUUAAGGAUUCUAAGUCAGAUCAAUGAGCCAGUAGUCGUAAUCACAAUUGUUGGAAUGUACCGCACUGGAAAGUCUUACCUCAUGAACAAACUGGCUGGCAGAAAAAAUGGUUUCUCCCUGGGUGCAACUGUUCAAGCCCAUACUAAAGGGAUUUGGAUGUGGUGUGUUCCACACCCUCACAAACAAAAUCAUACACUUAUUCUGCUGGACACAGAGGGACUCGGAGAUGUGGAGAAGGGUGAUCAGAAGAAUGACUGCUGGAUUUUUGCCCUCGCUGUCCUCCUGAGCAGCACUUUUGUGUACAACAGUAUGGGUACCAUUGACCAUUAUGCACUGGAAAAGUUGCAUUAUGUCUCUGAGUUGACAGAUCUUAUUAAAGUAAAAGCUACAAAAAGUUUGGAAGAAGAAGAUAAAGAAGAGGAAGAAGAUAUAGAGUAUGUUCGUUUUUUCCCAAACUUUGUGUGGGUGGUCCGUGACUUCACACUAGAACUCAUUAUCGAGGAUCAGCCUGUCACUGAGGAUGAGUACUUGGAGUAUGCCCUUAAACUGAAGAAAGGCAACAACAAGCAGGCAAUGAUGUACAAUCUUCCAAGACUAUGUAUCAGAAACUUCUUUCCAUCUCGGAAAUGUUUUGUUUUUGUACGCCCAGUUGUAGGAGAAGACAUAAACAAAAUUGAAUCCUUGCCAGAGAAUGACUUGGACCCUAAAUUCCUCCACGAGACCCUGAGGUUCUGUGACUUUGUUUAUAGACAGUCUGAAGUGAAAACCAUCAAAGGAGGCCAUCACCUUAAUGGAAGAAUGUUUGGCACUUUAGCACAGACAUAUGUGGAGACUAUCCGCAGUGGAGCAGUACCAUGUUUAGAGAAUGCUGUAAUCUCCAUGGCAACAAUAGAAAAUGAAAGUGCUGUAAAGGAAGCCAUGGCCUAUUAUCAAUCAUCUAUGGUAAAAUUGGCCCCUUUCCCUAUGGAAGCAGAAGAAUUUUCCCAAAUGCAUGGCAGAUGUGAAAAGGAAGCUCUUGAGAUUUUCAUGAAGCGCUCCUUCAAGGAUGAAGACCACCAGUAUCAACAGCAGCUCAUGGAAGGAAUAAUCCAGAGCUACCAUGAAUUCCUUGAAAGAAAUGAAAACAGUUCCGUGAUGACUUGUCAUGGUAUUCUAAAGGAAUUGUCUGCGAAAAUGGAGCACAAUUUGGAGCUAGGAUAUUAUUCUAAACCUGGUGGCUACCAGCUUUAUAAGGAAGAUCGUGAUGUGCUGGUCCAAGCAUUCCAACAAAAACCCAGAAAAGGAGUGAAGGCCCAAGAAGUGCUAGACAAAUUUUUGGAACAAAAGAAGGUAGAAGCAGAAACUAUUCUACAAGCAGACAAAAAGCUUACAGAUUCUGACAAACAACUAGCUGCUGAAAAGGAGCGAGCAGUGCUGAUGGAACAACAGAAGGCAGCUGAGGAAGAGAAGAGAAUUCACGUGGAGCAGCAGCUUAAGGAUCAAGAGCGCAGUCACCAGGAGAACAUGGUCCAAAUGAAAGAGAAGAUGAAUGCAGAGGUGGAGUCCAUUAAGAAGGAAGCUGAGAAAGCACUGAAUUGCAAGCUGAAGGAGCAGGAAGAACUGCUAAACAAGGGCUUCAUAGAGAAAGCCAGACUAAUGGAGGAAGAGAUUGAGGGUCUGAAGAAGGAAAUCAAUCUACAGAAAAUUCAUGACCUUGCAGUAUUAUACGGAAAAUUACUAGGUUUUGCAUUGGUCACUUUACGUGAUAGCUCUGAUAAUCAAGACAAAAAAAAUAUGAACCAGUCUCAGCAAAAACAGAGACAAAAAUGAUUUAUGUAAUUAUUACACAGACAAUAAUAAAUGUUCACUAAGAAAAUACCACACGUUACUCAGUUUAAACAGGGUCACUGAGAAUGUCAAGGGUAGCCAUUAAGUUAAAGUAACCGUCACUGUUAGUUAUGCCUGCUGUUUAUUGCAUGUUCAUAGACUGCAAACAAACUGAUUCCACUCAUUUGCAGUCUGAUAUUUUGUAUAACCAGAAUAGCCAGCAACUGCACUCAGAGUUGAGCUGCAGCAGUGGAAGGUUCAUAUAAAUUAUGCAAAGACUUUAGCAAGCCCAUUCAGGCAUUUAAUGCCUUGCUGUUAUAAGGUUAAGUGCCAUUGCAGGUAAUCAAAGAUUACUGUGGAUUUGCAAGAUGAACCAUUUAAUUAAAGAAAAUGUAUUACAUUAUGGAUAAAGACUAUCAACUGAAUACAUGUAAAUUCCUAAUAGUCCACAUAUAAGGAAUGGCAUUUAAAAAUUAAUAAAUAAGUUGCUAAAGUUA
This is a messenger RNA of Protopterus annectens (West African lungfish), 2550 nucleotides long. Its product is annotated as guanylate-binding protein 1-like. Lineage: Eukaryota; Metazoa; Chordata; Ceratodontiformes; Protopteridae. The coding region runs from base 164 to 2056 and encodes 630 amino acids. The record is from RefSeq and is a predicted model, not a curated record. The transcript has 10 exons. Gene Ontology annotation, molecular function: GTP binding; GTPase activity.